AUGACACGCGUAUAAGCAAAUGUUCGACAAAUCUACGUUUCUAUUGGUCAGUUGGAAUUCUAUCAAUAAAUUAACUAGUACGAUGUAAGAUCUGGAAGCGCGACUAGUAUUCGAUCUGUUAUGAAUAGAAGAAAAAAAAACUUGAAUUGUCAUAGAGAGAGAGAGAGAGAGUUUCGUUAAAACAUGAAAAUUGCGAAAGUAACAUUGAUGGUUAACUGAUGUGGGAUGAGUUAAAAAGAUGGCGAGCUGUCAUCAGUAGGCAUAUUUUUUGUCUAACAGAAGGAACGUCACAAAUGCUUCGUAAAAAGUAUCAGUCGUUUAAAAGACUGAAAAAUGGAACUCUUUCGCACUGACACACAUUUUAUUUUCGUUAAGGAAAGGCACAGUUUGUGGUGCGACAAAAUUACGGGCCAAUUUUCUGCUAAAUCUGAUUGGGAAUGGGCAUCUCCAAAAGAUUUAGAAUGUCUUGGAAUGUUUUAUGGAAUAGUAGGAAAAAUAGAGCAGCCAUCAGUAUUAGAACCACGCUUGAUGCUUAUAAAAGAAGUUUCAGAAGCCGGAGAAUUAUAUGGAGGUCAUAUAGUACACAGAAUUAAAUCAAUCGCUUUCUUGCAUAUUGGGACAGAUAACACGGAGAUAGGAUUACUUCCAUGUAAGAAACAUCAACAUUUACCAAAGAAAAAGGGAGUUAGCGGGUUAUUUGAUGUGCCACAGAAAGCUGCAUUCGCUAAAACAUGGGGCACUAUUAAAAGUGCCACAAAUACUAUUAAAAAUACUACUCAGCAAGCUGCCGCUCUUGCAACAUCGCAGGUCAAGUCUACGGUGAACAAACGAAGCGGAGUUAAAGAUAAAGAAAAAUUUGAAAAAAGAAUCUUAGAAGAAUUAAAUAAAAUAUUUACAGAGACCGAUUCUUUUUUUUAUUGUGAAACUGGAGAUAUUACUAAUAGUCUUCAACGAUUAUGCGUAGCUGAAGCAGAAGAAACUAAAAACAAUCAAUGUAGACCUUUGUGGCAACGAGUAGAUGAUAGAUUUUUUUGGAAUAAACAUAUGUUACAAGAUAUAAUUAAUUUAAAAACAGACAAAGCAGACUGCUGGAUAUUACCAGUUAUUCAAGGAUAUAUUCAAAUAGAAAAAUGUAAAGUUGAAGUAGGCUUCUAUGAUCAACCGCAGCAUGAAAUAUUUAAUUUAGCUAUUAUAUCAAGGAGGAGUAGAUUCCGUGCUGGCACUAGGUAUAAGAGACGUGGUGUUGACGAGGAAGGUAAAUGUGCCAAUUACGUUGAAACCGAGCAAUUGGUUUGGUACCACGAUCAUCAGGUAUCAUUUGUACAAGUUCGAGGUAGUGUACCAGUUUAUUGGUCUCAACCUGGAUAUAAAUAUAAACCACCACCACGAAUAGAUAAAGAUGAAGCAGAAACACAAGUUACAUUUGAAAAACAUUUUGGUGAAGAACUUGAUUUAUAUGGUCCAAUAUGUAUUGUUAAUUUAGUUGAACAAACUGGUAAAGAGAAGAUUAUUUGGGAGGCUUAUAGCAAUCAUGUUCUUAAGUACAAUCAUCCUGAUAUUACGUAUACAAGUUUUGAUUUUCACGAAUAUUGCCGUGGUAUGCAUUUUGAAAAUGUUUCUAUCCUGAUUAAUGCACUUGAUACAGUAUUAACAAAUAUGAGUUAUUGUUGGCGUGAUAAAGAAGGUACAAUAUGCAUGCAGAAAGGAAUAUUUCGUGUAAACUGCAUCGAUUGUUUAGAUAGAACUAAUGUCGUGCAAACAGCUAUUGGCAAAGCUGUAAUGGAAAUGCAAUUUUCAAAACUUGGCUUGAUACCACCUGAUGGAACUUUACCUACAAACAUUAGACAAACAUUCCAAUUACUUUGGGCAAAUAAUGGUGACAUUAUUAGUAAACAGUAUGCUGGGACAAAUGCUUUAAAGGGAGAUUAUACGAGAACGGGAGAAAGAAAAUUCACUGGAUUAAUGAAAGAUGGCAUGAAUUCUGCUAAUAGAUAUUUUCAACAACACUUUAUGGACGACUUACGCCAGGCAGCGAUAGACACUUUGCUAGGAAAUAUAAUCAACGUUGAUCAACUGAAUUACGAUUGGUCACAUUAUUUAGACAUCCUUGAUAACUGCUGCCUUGAACUUAUUCCUACGAAACCACCAAAUAUAGAGCUUCAACUUGCUACACAUCCUGAAUUUCUUUAUGCCACUGCUAUGUAUAAUUUAGCAAGAUAUUAUCUUAAUCGCUUCAAAGAUGUCUAUAGGCAAGCUACAAUUGAUAUGAUGUUAGGAAAUGCAAUAAGCGAAGAAGUAUUUCAAGAACGUACAGAAGAAGAAGAUAAUGCUGCUACAGCAGUUCAUGUUAAAUUAUUAAUUGAGGAUUGUAAAAAAUUAUUGAUACCUGAUCCUGAAGUUAUUCUUGGGAGUUGGGGACUUAUUGACGCUGAUCCUAUAACUGGGGAUCCUACUGAAACCGAAAUGGAUACUAUUCUUAUAUUAACUCGAGAUAGUUAUUAUGUAGCAGAUUAUGACGACCAAAUUGAUAAAGUUACAAACUACCAAAGAGUUCCACUUUCUGAUGUAAUCCUUAUUGAAUUUGGCCAACCAGAAAGUACAGUUUCUAUUUUUAAAAAUAAACAUUAUCAUUGUAUUAGAAUUAGCUAUAAGAUGGGUACGGAGUAUGGUUACUUUCAUAUGUUCCGCAGUACAAACUUAAGAUUUUUUAACAACAUGGCUGUUGUAAUAAAAACUGUUGAAGAAAGCAUAGAAUCCUUAAAAGCAAUUUGUGAAGCUAUGUCAGUAGCUAUGCAAAUAGCUGGCUUACCAGAAAUACCCAUUGCGAUGAAUGUAACAUUGGAUAAACGAAAGAGCAAAUUAGUUAAUGUUAAAGGUUCUACAGGACUAUUAGAUAUUUCCUCUUUUCCUGAAUUGACCAGAAAUGUAUCUGAAACACAACUAUUAGCUCUCAAAAGUGCAGGUACAAAAGCACUGAGUAAUAUGUCGGAACAAUUCAGUAAACUUAAUAAAUUAGGCCAUAGCUUUAGCACAAAGAAACCAAUCGAUUUAGCCAAAAGUAUAAGAUCAAGAAAAUCAAUAACAUCUUUAAAACCAACUUUUACUGUUGGUAAUAGAGACAUUUCUGGAAAUGUUAACAAGAAACGUGGCGAUACUAGUAGCAGUAGCGAUGAAGAUGAAAAUAUUCAAAUGACUCGUAUUCGUACUGAACAAACAAAGAACUAUUCUCAUGACAAAAAAUUAAUGGAAGCUUAUAGUCCGUCAAUUGGAAUCAUAAUGGGCGUUAAAGAUACUGAUAUAGUAAAUGAUAGUGAUUCUGAUAAUUAUUUAGUUCAGGCAAAUAUAGAUGAGGAUAAUAUAUUAUCUUCUGAUAUUAAAAAAUCUGAUUUUUAUCUAAUGCCACAAAGUGAAUCUGGUAGUUCUUUUAGUGCUUCACCACAAAAAACUACAGCAACGACACCAGAAAUAACUAUUCAAAAUGUAGCGGAUAUUUUAACCGAAGAGAAAGACAGAUUAAUGCAUCCGACCUCAUUAAGCCUUUCAAAAAAUAUAAGUCAAUCAACAGGAAAAGUAGACAGCAAAGCACAUUCAAGUAACUUAAAGAAUAAUACUUUGUUAAUAAUUCAUAAGUUACAAGAUAAACAGAGAUCAACAUCUGAACAAGAUCUAACAUUAAAUAUUACUUCCUCGCAAAGCGAAUCGGCCCUGAAAUCGAUAAAAAGUAGCAUUACAGAUGUCACAAGUCCAGUUGCAGCUACUGCCAAAGAUAUCUUAUCACCUUUUUCGAAAUUUGCUAAAGGUGUACAAACACUUGGAGCUAAUUUAGACCCGAGGAAAUUAAAAUCAGGACAAGUAGGAUUAGCGAGAAAUUUAUCGGAUCAUCAUCUUGAAGAGCGUCAAAAACUUCAAGAAAAAUGGGGUUCUUGCAAAUCUACGCUGAUCGCUUUAUAAAUUGUUACAGCAUAACUGUGAGUACAUUACAUUCAGCAAUAUGAUAAUGAUGAUUGUGUAAAUAUAGUAAUUGGAAAAGAAAUCCAAAUGGAAUACCAAUUAAAAAAUUCUAUUAUUUUAUUUUACCAUCAUGUUGCUAAAGCAAUUAUUAAGAAAACAGUUUAAAAAGAAAAAAGUAUAUUUUUUACUUUUAUGAAAAAUUGCCCUACCAAAAUUAUGUGGUCAAUAUUUUAUACAUGACAAAAAUAUUUGAGUUUAUCAUAUUAUAGAAAUCGUUAUUACUUCUCCAAAAAAUAAUUAUGAGAUUUUUAUGUUUUAUUAGCUCGAGUUUUAUGCGAAAUUGAAUACUCAAAUGUGUAAUGCUUUUGGCAUAUUUAUACAGAAUUUAUACUCAAGAUAAAAAUUUACUGAUAUGAGAUUACUAUUAAUACUGUGUUCAAUCUUGCAACGUUUAAUUAGACUGUGAGACAAAAAUAUGUAUUAUCUGAAUAGGUACACAGUAGAAUUUUAAUUAUUCGGUGAUUAUUUUAGAAAUUAUUUUAAUACUUAGUGUCAGUAAUGAAAAUUUCAAGUAUCAUUAUAUUUAUAAUUAAUGAUAAAUUAUAUUUAACAAAAUUUUCCAUCGAGACAUUUAGUUACAUUGUCUUAUUGUUAGAUAAUAUUCUUAUUUGGACUAAAUACGAAUAGUCGAAAUUCUACUGUAUUUGAAAAGUGAGAUUUUUAAAUAAGAUUUUCUUUUUCUAAUUCAGCUUCUUGCUGCAUAAUGAAAUUUUUCCACAAAUUAAAGCACUGUUGCCUUUCUCGUUGAUAUUAAUAGUUGUAUUUAUUGGUAAAAUGUUUUAUUAAUAAACGUUUGUAAGUGCACAUUAGGGGAAAAAAGUUUUUUUAUACAGCAAGUUGGACAAAGAAGCUUUUUAGUCAAUUAUGUAAAUAUAGACAAAAAUGAUAUAAAUGUAGUAUAGUAAAAUUGCGAAAUAUUAAUACAAAAUAUGACACACAGUAGUAUUAAUUUUAAUGAUAUUAGUAAUAAUAAUAUUUAAUAUAUAUAAUUGAUGAAGCAGCGCAUAGCGUUAUAUGUGAGUUAUUUAAAUCACCGAAAUAUUUAUUAAUCAUUUUGAAUAUUGAUAUAUUCGUGACUAAUUAAAUAUUAUUUUGAAAAAAUUAUAUGAAUCUGUAUUAAGUUUUAUUUUCGGUAUAUUCGAAGUAACUCAAUUAUAAAGUACAGCAAUAUAAAGAUCUAAUUAAAUUGACAUAGGUAAAUAGUGUGAUUAAAUAUAAACACAAAUGAUUUAAAAAGAUGCAUAAAAGAUGCAUAUGCUUUUCAAUGUAAUUGAAAAUGAAUAUAUUUUCCUCCCAUAGAAACUAUAGUAUUGAUUUAGUAUUGCUGCUGUAUUGCAGACAACAUGACUUACAACAAAAAACUCGAUAAUCUAUAAAUACAUUAUAUAAUAAAGACAAGCAUUGAUCAUAGUAAAAUAGAGCAAAUACUACUUAUCGUUAGUAUUUUAUUUAAAGAGAAAAUUAUAUCGUUAUAAGUUUGUAAUCAUUAUAAUCAGUAUAAUUUAACGCGAUUAAUUAUGUUAUUUGUAAAUAUUAUAGAGGGAUUAUUAAAUAGUUCUUAUAAAUUGUUCACGAAAGAAAUAUUUAAAAAAUAUAUAUAAAUAUACGUUGCCCUUAUAAACCACACUUGUUUAAGUCACGAACAAUAGCCUGUGAUACAUUUUUGCAGAUUAAAUAUAGUUUGUAAAGAAAAUUGUAAAUCUUGUAGAUCACAUAGAGGAUUUUUUAGAAUAGAGUAUUGUGACAACUGUUUUUUAAAUACCUUAGCGUAUACAAAAAAAUUAUAAUUGUAUAAAUAAAAUACCAGAACCUUGAUCCAUUCCAAAUACAAUUUACCUUUAUUGGCUAAACUUACGAAUUGUAUCUCUUCGAUUAUCAAAUAUGGUAAUCCAAUCAGCUUUAUAUAUGUGGAUGCAAUGUAAAAUCCAGUUCAAAUUCAAUCGUAAUGUGUGUUAUAAAUAUAGUAGCCAAUAGAGGCUUUGCCUUAUAUAUAUAAAUAUAUAUUCAAGAAACAUGUUCUCGAAAGAUCACAACAAUAAAAAUAAAACACGUAUAUGCCAAAUAAUGCAAAGUGACACUUGUAGAUGAUGGAACAAUAAAAAGCAUCGUCAAUAUAUCCUA
Polistes canadensis is the source of this 6132-nucleotide messenger RNA. It is a transcript of the gene sp3, whose product is annotated as phosphatidylinositide phosphatase SAC2. NCBI's taxonomy places the organism in Eukaryota, Metazoa, Arthropoda, Insecta, Hymenoptera, Vespidae. The record is from RefSeq and is a predicted model, not a curated record. Gene Ontology annotation, molecular function: phosphatidylinositol-4-phosphate phosphatase activity. Gene Ontology annotation, biological process: regulation of endocytic recycling; phosphatidylinositol dephosphorylation. The transcript is spliced from 13 exons. Gene Ontology annotation, cellular component: clathrin-coated endocytic vesicle; early endosome. Bases 334 to 3951 code for a protein of 1205 amino acids.